This is a messenger RNA of Penicillium cinerascens, 381 nucleotides long. RefSeq lists its product as uncharacterized. NCBI's taxonomy places the organism in Eukaryota, Fungi, Ascomycota, Eurotiomycetes, Eurotiales, Aspergillaceae. The coding region runs from base 1 to 381 and encodes 126 amino acids. The record is from RefSeq and is a predicted model, not a curated record. The transcript has a single exon.
AUGCAGCGUCAGUCUUCCACCGCAAUGGAAGAGAAAGCGCGAGCGGCUUCAGUGAGCCCAACCCGCCUGGAGCCUUCCGCCCAACGACAACAAGAAAUAGAAAGAGCCGCAGGUGUCGCCCGAGCACGCCUGGUUUCAUCUAGACGACCAGUUACCCUGACCACCGAGGAAGUCUACGCGAUGGUCAGUCACUACCGCAUCAAUAUCAGAGCGCAAGGGAGGGACGAGAGCUUGAGGAACGAGCUUGCCGCUAUCUGGAUGGAGAGAAACCAGCCGGUAUGCGUCCCUCGCCUCCUGCGAGACCUCCGUGAGGGGGAUACCCAGCAUCUCGCGCAGGAAUGGACGAGUGACGAUGAGUUGGAGGACUUCCUGACGUUCUGA